Messenger RNA from Epithele typhae, 768 nucleotides. RefSeq lists its product as uncharacterized. The coding region runs from base 1 to 768 and encodes 255 amino acids. Lineage: Eukaryota; Fungi; Basidiomycota; Agaricomycetes; Polyporales; Epitheliaceae. The transcript has a single exon. The record is from RefSeq and is a predicted model, not a curated record.
AUGACGGAAUACGACUACUCUCCGGACGCGGUCGAGCGUUUCCAAGCAAAAAUGGCUGGCAUCGGCCGCUGGGCAACCGAGCAGAAGUACUACUCCUCAUCGUAUGCCAACCCAUUCCUCCCAAGCGAGGCCUCGUCCUCUUCAUCCUCCUCGUCCUCCCAACCUCCCCGCCCGCGGUCCUCCUCCCGCCCCGAACCACACCACCGUCCCCGGGAGCCGCCUACUCGUUCCCGUACCCUGCCCCCCGGAGCCAGUUAUGGGCACGGUCAGCGCUCUCGCACUCUCAACUACAGCCCGCAGCCCGACUCAUCUGCGCCUUCACGGGGCCACCACCGCUCCGGCUCUACACCCGCAGAUCCGCGCCGCGCACACACCCUCCCCACCCCGGUCGUGUACGGGCACCCGCCGUACGGCCCCGGGCCCUCGCCCAUGCGCGCCACGCCCGCGCCGAACGUCUACCAAGCGACGAACCCCGCGUACCAGCCGCCGCCGGGCUCGCGGACGAUGGACGUCAAGUUCGUCCCCGGCCACCCCAUCGUGCUCCCUCCGCCGCGCCGAGGUGAGCAGUACGUCAUCAUCCCGCCCAAGGGCGGCCGCGUGGACAUCGUCACCGACGGCCGGCACGACCGCCACCACGGCGCGAGCGGGAGCGGCGGCGGGCGGAGCAAGGACAGCAGCCCGACGAAGAGGAGCGACCCGUUCUUCAAGCGCUUCAUCCCCGGCUGGGGCGGCGACAGCUCGCGCUCGUCGUCGACCCGCCGGCGCUAG